UCCUGCCCUCAGAGGCUCUCAAAGCCCCGGUGGGCUGCUGUGGUGUGAGGUGGUAGGUGCAUUGAGGAGGCUGAAUGGGGUAGAUGGCUAUGUUGCCAUCACAAUUAAAUUCAAAGGGGAUAAUAUUGUCCAGACACCUACGUAGUUGUCCUAACACCUGCAUCAUCCCCAGCUUGCUACGCGGUGCCAUGCUUCUCUGCUGCUCUACCUCCAGGCUUCGCCUUCUGCUAGUGUCUCCUGCUGUGUUACCCAGCACUCCUGCUAGCAGUGCAAGUGAUACCUCAUGUGUUCACUCCUUUUGUGAUGUCACUGUAGGGCCUCAUGAUGUCAUUAUGUUCCAUCAAUGACAACCAAUGAAAGAAAAGGAGGAUAGGCUGAGGCCAGCCUGCUUCUGCAAGGACACAGUGUAGUUGGGUUGAGUUCCAUGAAGCUGCACCUGCUGCUGCCACUCCUGCUGGGGGCUGUGUUCCCUGUGCCACUUCCCCAAAGGCUCAGCGGCUCAGUCCCUGAGGAUUUCUCUGCUCCCCUGGAGCUCCCACAGCAGCACUUCGGCCUGGUGGAUGAUUAUGGCAUUAAACCGAAGCACCCCCAGUUCCAGACUCAAGCACCCCGGAAGCAGCCUGCAGGCCUGCACCAAGCACACAAGAGCAAGCGGGAUGAGUCAGAUUUGGCAGAAUAUUAUUAUGACAAUGUCCUGUGAGCUGCCCAGGGACUUGUGGGGUCUCCACGAGCCCCAUGAGCUAGGGACUCCAGCUCUG
Terrapene triunguis (Three-toed box turtle) is the source of this 758-nucleotide messenger RNA. RefSeq names its product chromosome unknown C11orf94 homolog (gene FREY1). Lineage: Eukaryota; Metazoa; Chordata; Testudines; Emydidae. The record is from RefSeq and is a predicted model, not a curated record. The transcript has 3 exons. The coding region runs from base 425 to 700 and encodes 91 amino acids.